GAGCAGUCAAACUUCACGAUGGCAAGCAUGGAUUCCAUGGAUCGUGGAAUAUGGUCGUCAAAGCGGCCUUGUGGCUUGGUGUGGUGGUUUGGAGCUGCUGUGGGAUCAGACUGGAGACUCCAGCAUUUCUGGACUGUACGGAGGCAGGCUUCAGUGCUGUGUGGACGGCUUUUCGGAGGCGUGCCACGGUCAACGCUGGCUUGGGAUGGCCGUUGGAUGCAGAACUGGCCCUUGCUGCGGCAGAGCUGCUGGAGCGCUUUGAUGAUGUGAGCACCGGCCGUUCCUGGAUCCAUCCUGCUGGCGCAGUUUGGGAGUCUUUUCGAACAGCCGAUCACGGUCGUCAUGAUCCUCUUAUUCCGCCAGAGCUUCAGGUUUCACCAGAUGGAUUUGGUGAUGGACGGGUGAUUGAGAAUCAACGGGGCGCCGAACGUGGCCACAUUUGCUUGUACGGCAUCAUUACGGCCCUUUUCGUUGCCUAUCGUCAUGCCGUGCCGCGGCAAUUGGAGGAUGCACAUCGUCAUCUUGAGCUCAUUAUGUGGUUGCUUGGAGAGACUCAAGGGGGAGAGCAACUGUUCGACUUCAUCGAAUCUACAUCUUGGCCAGUCCGAAGCAUUGAUGUGGAACUGAAUUUGGAGAUGGCGAAGUCUGGUCCACCCAUUCGAUUCCUGCUCUUUUCUCGCCUACGAAGUCAGACUGUGAUCAGCACGGUGCCCUCAAUGAUGCUUUCGGCGAAACCUCCGCGGUGUUCAUUGGGCUUGGAGGGUUUGGCGGUGUUCGGUGUGCAUCCUGCCACAUCACUUGAGCCAGCUUCAGCAAUAUUGGCAGCGGAGCAGGCCUUGCAGACGAGUGCUGAGUGUGAUCCACCCCAGGAUCUCAAGGUUCGAUUUUAUGGCCAUCCAUGCCCCAGCUAUUCAAAGACGGGCUACUUGUGCCAAUGGGCUCAAUUUGUCCUUCCACAUUUUGGGCAGGGAUCACAAGAACCAGACGGAGCAACAGAUCCAGUGGCUGAGAUAUUGUCAGAAAUGGUGGACUUGGCAGACCGUCACAUCGAGAAGGAAUGGGACCUACACCUUGCUAUGGGCAAGCUGUUCAAGUUCUUGCAGGGCGACAGCUUUGCGCGAAGUUCAUUCUGGUUGUGCAGCGGUCCGGCCGUGCUGUGUGCAAUGCUGCGCAUAGCCGAUCCGGCCAAGAUCAUGCUGAUGUGGCACUGCCGACACUUGUUGGAUGGGCUCGGCAUGCACAGCAACUCGACAGCGACAGCUUUGCUUGGGCUUCUGCGGGUCAUGGCAUCAAGGUCAACAAAGUGUCUGGCGUGCGAGGUGUUUGUUGCCAAGCAGGCAGCGUGGCAACUGGCAAUGCCCGAGCCACAGGUACAACGGCGUUUGGCGAUCUAUGUGGAAGCUUAUUCGUGGAAAGGACUCUCGGCAAGGCCCAUGGAAGUGUUGGUCAUGCGCUCGAUGUUGUGGACACGCUUGCCCGGGAUGUACUUCAAGACUAUUCUUGAGGCAUUCGUUCGUGAGAAUCGAGAAGUGCUCCCUUUAAGCUUCAAUUUUGCAACAGAAGCUGGGUUCAUUCCCUACUCAGAGAUGGUACUACAUCGUUGCGGUGUCCUUGUGCCGAACGACUUAACCAUGGCAGCCUUCGCAGAGGCGUACACCAUGGGCUUCCCCGUUUUCUUGCCAGAGGAUGAGUGGCUGUAUAGGCUUCAGAAGUCAGUCCCCUAUGGUUUCAUGGUGCAUGCGGCGCCAUUCCAAGGUUUGCCCAACACAACACAUUGGGGUUCCGCAGCGCCGUUUUGGUAUGAAAAGACGCGCGCCUUGACAUCAGUCAUGGCGUGGCUCAGGCUGUCAGAUUUCUCAGCGUGGCCUCACACAAAACGUUUCGAUUCCGUGCCACAACUUCUGCGAGGCUUGAUCGAUACAGACCUGCGGGAAACGAGCGCUGCCAUGCGCAAGUGGAUGGCAGCCAACAAGAAAGAGGGUUUGUACCAGUGGUCGGGCUUGCUGGCAAGCCUACUCCACGAUGGCGCUCCAUAUGUUUCCGCUACAAGCAGCUUAGCAAUGGAUCCGCAAUGGGCUAAGUUGAAGACUGCGGAUGUAACAAGGAAUGAUUUGCUGUAUUCGGCUUUGGCUUGCGAGCAUGAAAGCUUUGACAACUUUGGCUGGCCUACUUUCCGAGCAGUUCUUGAGGCCGAUGCAGCAGCAACAGCUGAAGCCCGCGUGAUGUCCUACAAUGCAGCCAUGCACAUGUUCCUGAAGAAUGCCACUGCUGACAAGGCCGGGUUGGAAGGUCGUUGUCACCUGGGAUUGGCUUGCGCUCUGCUGCUUCAGGCUUGGAAGGAACUGACAAGCAAUGACACUGCGAGCAAGGUGACAUGGUUUGUUGGGCUCGCGCACCAGCUCAUGUUGCCACUGAUGGAUGUUUCCAUAGGCAUGGUACCUCUUGGUACCUGGCCAGUUGAGGACAUCAUGGCUGCUGUGAGUGCCAUGAUGGAAGAGCGGCGGGUGGCAACGGCUGGUCGCCAGCUGAGCUCUACGGAGCUUCCCGCGAAGCUGGAGAAGUCAGCAGUGGUGGAGGAGCUUGCCCGCACUGGUGACCGACUGAAGUACAAGUUGCUGAGUGGAACAGGGCCUGAGGAGGGAUGGGUGAGCGUGCGCCUGAAGGAUAAGGUCUUGCUGGAGCCGUGUGGCCAGGAUGACUCAGACAACACGAGCUUUGCCACGCGUUUGGAGGAAUUGCGAGAAGAAUUUCCAGGUUGUGCUGACCUGAAAGUUCCGAAGGAAGCUGAGCAAUGGCCGGAUUCAGACCUGCACAACUUCUUUGAAAGCGGUGGCCUCAUUCUACCGAAACCAGCGCCGAAGGUCACUCAGAAGGCGCUGCCAAGCGCAAGUCCAGACGAGAUCAAAGGGCCGCAAUUUGCAGUGCCGGAAGCAUUGCAACUUCAGGAUAAACUCCUGAAAGCCUUUAAAAGUUCAGAGUUUCAGCAGAGGUUGAAGAGAUUGCAACUUCGCUACCCAAAGAGAAAGGAAAGAGGGCACAAGGAUGGCUCAGCGUACUUCGAGGCUUUUGAGGCACUUGUGAUGGGUGUGUAUUGCCGCGUCCUUCCAGACUAUGGUUUGGCAGGAGAUUGGGAUGGUGUCCGCGACAUGUUUGCCAAGAUGGCGGCCGCGAUGGUGAACUCGAAGGCCUCGAGACGCACGGUUGGCACCGUCAAAACGAGAGGGCUUCUUCACAUACUGCCCAGGCGGUGA
Messenger RNA from Effrenium voratum, 3251 nucleotides. The record is from the annotation of a GenBank genome assembly. Lineage: Eukaryota; Dinophyceae; Suessiales; Symbiodiniaceae.